Messenger RNA from Arachis ipaensis, 390 nucleotides. RefSeq names its product proline-rich receptor-like protein kinase PERK15. The record is from RefSeq and is a predicted model, not a curated record. Lineage: Eukaryota; Viridiplantae; Streptophyta; Magnoliopsida; Fabales; Fabaceae.
AUGGAUCUGAUCAUGCAAUGCUGUGAGGCAAUGCCUUGGCUGAGACGUGCUUUACAGAGUAAUGCUUUUGAUGCUGUGGUUGAUCCAAGGCUCCAGAAUCUAUAUGAACCCUCUGAGAUGGCUCGCAUGGUGGCAUGUGCAGCCGCUUCCUUACGUUAUUCAGCUGAUCGUCGACCAUCCAUGACUCGGGUGAAUUUCACAUAUGACUUGUCUUCAAUGCAUUGUAAGGUGCAGAUAGUUUGUGCACUGAAGGGAGAUGCGUCUCAAGUUGCUGAGUGCACUUCUAAUGUAAGCUCAGACUGUGAGGCUGCACAGUACAAGCAAGACAUGAUCAAAAUGUUCACAAGAACGAUUAGUGAGGUUAAUGAACCCACAAGUAAGUUGGCGUGA